CUUUACAUGAUAAUUCUAUUGUUUGGUUAACAACUAUUCAAUUGAAAUAUAUUAGUAAAUUAUCUCGUUUAUUAGGUAUAGAACCAUUAACAUUAAAUAAACAAUUUAAAGAUAUAUUUCAUUCAACUAUAAAAACAAAUAAUACAACUGUUAUUUACGAAGAAAUUAAAAUACCACAAAUUGAAACAAUAUCGAAAUCAACUUAUAAUAAUGCUGCUGAAACACUUCUUCUAUCAGCUAAAUUUACAUCAACGAUUCAAGAAAAACUCUAUGAAGAAUAUCAUCAUUCUGUAUUACCAUCGGAUUAUUUGAAUUUCGAAACAUUUAAAAAUCUAAUAUUACGUAAAGGUUUAGAAUCUUCACAUAUUACAGAUUAUUUUCGUGCAUUUGAUUCAACACAACGAAAUUAUUUAACAUUUCUUGAUUAUUUACUUGGUCUUGCUGCAUUAGAUCCAAAUACUCAACAUGGUGGUGUACCAGCUGAACAACGUUGUCGUUAUAUAUUUCGUUAUUAUAAUAUCAAUAAUAAUCAACGAAUGACAUUUGAUGAAUUCAAAAUAAUGAUUAAAGAUAUACAUAAAAAUAAAGGACAAAAUUUAAUAGGUGAUGCAUUGAACGAUGAAACAUUACAAAUGUUUCGUUCAUUUGGACUACGAUCAUCUGAUCAAACAUUAAAUUUAAUGGAUUUUUUAUCAGGUGUUGGACAACUUCGAUUUCGUGGUACAUCUGUAUUAUUUCGAUUAACUAUGUCAAUAAGUGAUUGUUUUAAACGAACAUCAACACCAAAUACAUUAGUAAUACCAUCAUCAUCUUCGAAUAUAACCACAUCAAAUCGAACUUUAAGUACACUAACAAUGGCACGACGUUCUGGUACACAACAACAACAACAAAUAUCUGUUGAUGAUACACAUCCAUAUGAAAUUGCUACACAUAUUGUUAAAGUAAAGAGAACAGGUGUUGUUGUUGAUAUAACAUCAUUGUAUGAUUUGGAAAUAGCAGGAGCUAUAAGUGGUAGUACAGCUUUAUUUUUUGAUGAUGACAAUGGUAAAUUUGAUCGAAUCAAUAGUCAAGAUUGUUUUAAUCAACGUACACAUGCAAAUGAAAUGCUCAAUGGAUUACGUUAUUUUGAACGAGGAUCUAAAGAAGGAGGACCUGCAUUAAAAGAUGCUUUUACAUGGGGAAAAGUUGAUAUGUCAGCAAUGGCUCGUUGUUUAUUAGUUUUAUGUAAACAGAUUUAUUCAAUUUUUAUUAAAGAAAAUCGAUUGUUACGUGUUUCAUCAGCUUGUUAUAUUUUGGGUGAUUUACAUGGAAAUUUUCGUGAUUUAAUUUGUUUUGAAAAAACAUUCUGGCGACUUGGACCUGUACUUACACCAGCAUCCAUACUAUUUUUAGGUGAUUAUGUUGAUCGAGGUUUAGAAGGUGUGGAAGUUGUCGCUUAUCUUUUUGCUCAAAAAGUCCUUUGUCCACAUAAAGUUAGUUAA
Messenger RNA from Adineta steineri, 1481 nucleotides. NCBI's taxonomy places the organism in Eukaryota, Metazoa, Rotifera, Eurotatoria, Adinetida, Adinetidae. The record is from the annotation of a GenBank genome assembly.